Molecule: messenger RNA, 1436 nt
Organism: Raphanus sativus (radish)
Lineage: Eukaryota; Viridiplantae; Streptophyta; Magnoliopsida; Brassicales; Brassicaceae
Product: polyadenylate-binding protein-interacting protein 12
Exons: 9
Coding region: 115-1134 (339 amino acids)
Molecular function (GO): RNA binding
Source: RefSeq, a predicted model, not a curated record
CCUUUCUGCUACUGUUCCUCUUACCAUUUCGUCUUACCUGAUCGUGUCUUGUCUUCCCUCAAAAAAAUCCAAACUUCACUUCUGGGUUUUUCCUCAAUUACCCAUUUUCUGAUCAUGACGGUCGUCGACAACGUCGUAGCUGGUACGGAGGCUGUUGCGAUCUCGCCGUCGCCGCCGUCUUCAGUCACCAGCCAAGGAUCAGGAGUCUCCACCAACGACGAUCAGGGUGAGAUCGGAUCACACGCGGAGAGAUCUGACGGUGGAGAGAGCUUCAAGCAGCGUGACAUGAGAGAGCUCCAGGAGCUUUUGUCUAAGCUUAACCCCAUGGCUGAAGAGUUCGUCCCUCCUUCAAUGAACAAACAAGGAGGAGCUAACGGGUUUAACGGCGUUAACGGUGGUUUCUUCACCGUCGCUGGCUCUUUCCUCCCCAACAACAAUGGGUUUGGUGCUGCCGGUUAUUUCCCCGUUAACCAAGACGGCGGUUUUAGAAGGAAGAAGCCGUUCGGACAACAAGGGAAACGGAGGAUGAAUCCUCGGACAAGUAUGGCUCAGCGUGAAGACAUCAUUCAAAGAACUGUCUAUGUGUCUGAUAUCGAUCAACAGGUCACCGAGGAGCAGCUUGCUGGUUUGUUCAUAGGCUUUGGACAGGUUGUUGACUGUCGCAUCUGUGGUGACCCAAACUCAGUGCUUCGGUUUGCUUUCAUCGAGUUCACUAAUGAAGCUGGUGCAAGAGCUGCGUUGAACUUGUCUGGGACGAUGCUGGGCUUCUAUCCUGUCAAGGUUAUGCCAUCCAAAACAGCUAUUGCACCUGUUAACCCCACUUUCUUGCCAAGGACUGAAGAUGAGCGUGAGAUGUGUGCGAGAACUAUCUACUGCACUAACAUCGACAAGAAGGUGACUCAAACGGACAUAAAGCUCUUUUUUGAGGCUGUGUGUGGAGAGGUUUACUGUCUGAGGCUUCUGGGAGAUUAUCAUCAUCCCACUAGAAUCUGUUUCGUUGAGUUUGUCAUGGCUGAAAGUGCGAUAACUGCUCUCAACUGCAGUGGUGUCAUUGUUGGUUCUUUACCCAUAAGGGUGAGUCCGUCAAAGACACCUGUUCGUUCCCGUGCUGUCCCACGACAGCAAAUGCAUUGACAAGUAGCAGCUACAGAGUUUAUAUACGUAUCUCUGCUCUCACAGACAUGUUAAGAUAUACUUGUCUGAAACUCUGGUCUUUUGUUUUUUUUUUCCCUAUGUAAUGCUUGGAAGCUCGAUGAUGCUUCUGUUGCCUUUUGCUUUUGGGAUCUUUUGAGUAAAUCUCUUAGGGAGUUAUUUUUCGAUUUCGUUUUUUUUUUUUUUUACUUUUAGGGUAAAGAAGUUACACAGAGCAUAUGUGAAAAAACACUGAGAGUUAAGAGGGCCUUUUGAAGACUAUCUGUUUAAUGGCCGUUUCUUUA